Messenger RNA from Thamnophis elegans (Western terrestrial garter snake), 1415 nucleotides. It is a transcript of the gene CUNH1orf50, whose product is annotated as chromosome unknown C1orf50 homolog. NCBI's taxonomy places the organism in Eukaryota, Metazoa, Chordata, Lepidosauria, Squamata, Natricidae. The record is from RefSeq and is a predicted model, not a curated record. Bases 35 to 601 code for a protein of 188 amino acids. The transcript has 4 exons.
GCCGAGUGGGCGGGGCCAAUGCCGCCCCCCUAGCAUGGCGGCCAGAGAAGGGGAGGAUUUCGCGGCCGCUCCGGUUCCUCCGCUGGAGAGCUCGGCGCUGGUCCGGCGGGGAGGUUCCGAGGGUCUCCAGCUGACCCCCGCCGCUCGGAAGUCGCAGCCGUCGGAUCUGGUGGCUUUAGCCGAGCAAGUGAAGGAGGCGGACGGGUUUGUCCGAGCGAAUGCCUGCAACCGGUUAACCGUCAUUGCAGAACAAAUCCGAUAUUUGCAAGAGCAAGCCAGGAAGGUUCUGGAAGACGCCAAAAGAGACGCCGAUCUCCACCACGUGGCCUGUAACUUUGUGAAAAAACCUGGAAAUACUUAUUACCUGUACAGGAGAGAAAACGGACAGCGUUAUUUCUCUUUGCUUUCCCCAAAGGAGUGGGGGGCUAACUGCCCCAGCGAGUUCCUUGCCGGGUACAAGCUGCAACACGACCUCUCCUGGACCCCUUUGGACGAGGCGGAGAAGCGGGAGGCCGAACUCAACAUCCUGGAGAAGCUGCUGGACCAGCAAGCCGUUCUGGCUCCCUGCGGCGAACCCAACUUCCGCGGCCUUACGAUGUGACGGCGGUUUCGUUUCCCACCACGAAAUUAAGGGGACGUCCAGUUCUCCUCUUCGCAAACCGUUUUCUCCCAGCUGAUUUUUAGAAACAGACGGGGGACAGAACGACUGGAGGAUGACGUCCUCUUCAAUACUUGUUUGGAAACUUUUCACUGAUUUUUUUUUUAAUCGGGCGGAUUCCACCAUCCUUGCGUUUUUAGCCAUUUAGCGACGGGACGGCGGCCCGAGAAAGUCAUUUUAACCUCAUUCCGUGUCCCCUCCUGCAAGGGGCAGUCCUAAUUAAGACCAUCUCUCCUCUUUCCCCCCCCCCUCAAGCUGGGAAUCUUCCUGCUCUUCAGCAGGGAAGGUAAGAGGUGGCAGGGGUCCUUGGAGGUCAUCUAGUCCCACCCCGUUCCCAGGAAUAAAGUCCACUACCACGAAUGUGAUCAAACUCUGUGGGAUAACAAUGCACCAUUAAUUAUAUAUCUUGCCUUCCCAAUGAAUUAUUUAUUAGAAUGAAGAUGUUUUUUUUUUCUUUUCAUUUUCCCAAUAACCCCGUGAGGUAGUUUGGACUGAAAGAAAACCAGAGUUCUUUUUUUGAAAAAAAAUUAUUUAUAAUCAGAGGAAGGAGAUUUAACUAAUAGUUUUAUUUAUCUAGGAAUUCCUUUGCAUUGAGGGAAAAUUCUCUACUUACAACAGAUUUAUUAAGAAUGUUUAACACGGGGAAUGUUUGAAUGUCUGGUAUGAGGCAGUAAUUUUUGGUCCAAAGUUUGGAUAUUAAAAAAAAAAAUUAAGAAACUAAAAAUGAACAGAAACUUGUUGAAGCAGAACAAAGAAA